UUUCCAUUUGACCAAGGAUUUUUUUUGUGAGAUCAAGGGUUUUGUCGUCAUAUCCGGAAAUGCCCAGACUGUCAUUAUAAAUAGUCAGUCCGCGCAUACGUUCUUUCUCUUCAUUGAAUAUCCCAGAAUGGCUGCCGGGAAAUUAUACACCUAUCCGGAUAGUUUCCGAGCUCAAAAGAUCUUGAUCGCCGCAGAGUACAGUGGCACCAAGAUUGAAGUGCCGGCUUUCACUUUCGGUAAAGACAAUCACACUGCCGAAUUCCUAAAGAAAUUUCCUUUGGGGAAGGUCCCAGCUUUUGAGACGAAAGACGGCAAAUGCCUGUACGAGAGCAAUGCCAUUGCUCACUACGUGGCCAAUGAACAGCUGCGUGGUUCCACUGCUGAGCUCUCUGCACUUGUUGUGCAGUAUGUCAACUUUGCAGAUCAAGAGCUCCUACCUGCGGCAGCUACCUGGGUGUUCCCAACCUAUGGGAUGAUGCAAUACCAUAAACAGUCAACAGAUAAGGCUAUGGAGGAUGUCAAGAAGUAUAUGACUAUGCUGAAUGAUGUUUUGCUGAUGAAAACCUUCUUGGUUGGAGAAAGAGUCACCCUUGCUGAUAUUGCUGUUUGCUGUGUUCUGCAAAUGCUGUACAAGCAGGUCAUGGAGCCCUCAUUCCGAGCACCCUAUGGAAAUGUCAACAGGUGGUUCACCACCUGUGUAAACCAGCCGGAGUUCAAGAAGAUCUUGGGAGACGUCAAGAUGUGCGACACCAUGGCAAAAUUUGAUUCAAAGACCUUCAAUUCUCUACACCAUAAAGACCACCACAAGAAAAAGGCCCACAAGGAGGAGAAACCAAAACAGGAGAAGAAGAAGGCGGAGCCCAAGAAGGUAGAGGAACCCAAGGAGCAGGAGCCUCCCAAGAAACCUGCAAAGGCUGACCCAUUUGCAGCACUGCCACCCAGUUCCAUGAACUUGGAUGCAUGGAAGAAGGUGUACUCUAACGAAGACACCGAGUCUAAGGCCAUCCCUUACUUCUGGGAGAAUUUUGACAAAGAGGGUUACUCUCUGUGGUUCUUGGAAUACAAGGAAGAGUACGAGAAGGACCUGGGCAUGGUUUUCAUGGCCUGCAACUUAGUUGGCGGCAUGAUACAGCGUCUGGAGAAGCUUGUCAAGAAUGGGUUUGGCAGUAUCUGCAUUUUUGGGGAAAACCACAAUUGCUCCAUUGCUGGGGUGUGGAUGUUCCGCGGACAGCAGCUUGCAUUUGAGCUGAAUGAGGACUGGAAUGUAGAUGCACCGUCUUACACAAGCAGGAGGUUGAACCCAGAUGACCCUGCUGACAAGAAGCUCAUCGAAGACUACUUCAUCCAGCGUGAGGAGCUUACUUACCGCGGCAAGAAAUUCAACCAAGGCAAAGUCUUUAAGUAAAUGCCUGUGAUUGUAGAAACCAACUAUACUGUUAUUGCAAUAAUGGAAUAAAUUGAAAUUGUCCCUUGA
Messenger RNA from Nematostella vectensis (starlet sea anemone), 1474 nucleotides. RefSeq names its product elongation factor 1-gamma-A. The transcript has 9 exons. Gene Ontology annotation, biological process: translational elongation. NCBI's taxonomy places the organism in Eukaryota, Metazoa, Cnidaria, Anthozoa, Actiniaria, Edwardsiidae. Gene Ontology annotation, molecular function: translation elongation factor activity. Gene Ontology annotation, cellular component: cytoplasm; nucleus. Bases 128 to 1405 code for a protein of 425 amino acids. The record is from RefSeq and is a predicted model, not a curated record.